CACAAGUUAAAAGUGGUUAGUCUCGGAAGAUGAACGUUUCAAUCGACGCACUUAACCCCCAGUGCGCAGCACAUAGCCUUGGUCCAGCAAAUAUUGCUAUAAAUACUUUACUACAAACAUUAUUAGCCGCUCAAUGUGGACUCACCGGUUAUCAAAAAUGGCCUGAAGAUUAUGGUCCUCAUUAUAUUAACAAAGGAAGCGAGAUCUUCGAUUUUAUUGUAAUUGGAGGUGGAACAGCGGGUUCCGUAGUCGCAGGACGACUUAGUGAAAAUCCAGACUAUCGAGUUCUAUUAAUUGAAGCAGGGGAUGAUCCUCCUACCGAAUCAGAAAUUCCAGGUAUGCUUUAUGAGAUUGAAGGAGCUAGAGUUGACUGGAACUAUACAACGAAACCUAACUACAUGUCAUGCCUAGAUUUUCCAAAAAGCUUUUGCCCCUGGGCGCGAGGAAAAAUGUUGGGUGGUUGCUCAGCUAAUAACGCUAUGCUGUUUAUUCUAGGAAACCGAAGAGAUUUUGAAAAUUGGGAAAAGAUGGGAAACCCAACAUGGGGAUGGGAUAAUGUUUUCGAGCAUUUUCGUAAAUUGGAAGAUUAUAAAGCUCCGAAUCAAUAUCAUGCACAUGGAACCAAAGGUCCAUUAGUAGUGGAUCGAUUUAAGGGAGGAUUACGAGAAAUAAAAAGAUUGAUCAUUCGCGCGGCCAAAGAAGGCGGGUAUGAAUCUGUUGAUGAUUUUCGUGAUGGACAUUAUUUAGGUUAUGGACUGAUGAAUGGUUUGAUAAUAAAUGGACAACGAAAUACACCCGCCAAAGCUUUCCUACAGAAUAGUAAACCAAACCUCGUAGUAGUCAAAAAUGCAGUUGCCACCAAAAUCAAUUUCGAUAAAGAUAAAAAUGCUCAUUCAGUCACUUCCGUAUACACCGAUAAAGAUAGCGUUCGUCACCAGUUGACAGCGGAAAACUCUAAAGAAAUUAUUUUGAGUGCUGGCACCAUAGAGACACCGAAAUUGCUCAUGUUGUCUGGGAUAGGUAGUCGAAAGCAUCUAGAAUCUUAUGGUAUCCCCAUAAUAAGUGAUCUACCAGUCGGCGAAAACCUUGAAGAUCAUGUCACUGUUGUGCUUCCUUUCAAAAUUAAAACAAAUACAAAUCAAUCUAAAGAUACAUUAUAUAGUUACCUUAUGCAUCGAUCAGGAUAUUUCUCCGGUGUAAAUGUGCUAGAUGCAGCCGGUUUCGUAGAUGUCCGCAAUGAAACAGGAUUAUACCCUUCAAUACAAAUCCACCAUUUCUGGUUCCAGAAGAAUGCCAAUCCAAUCGAAUUUGGAAUACUCGGCUCAUUGCCACAGUUUUUUAAAGGCGACGUACAAGAAACUGAAAUCCUGGCCAUGAUGUUCGUUCUAAUAAAUCCAAAGUCGAAGGGAUACAUCAAAUUAAAAAGUACAGAUUAUCUUGAUCAACCGGAAAUAUUUCCAAAUUAUUUGUCUGAGUAUGAUGAUGUCAGGCUUCUUCGUCAAGCAAUCAGGCUCGGAAUAAAACUUGAGAAGACACCUAUCUUUAGAAAGUACGGCAUGGAACUUUACCGAAUAAACCACCCCAAAUGCGAUGAUUUCUGUUUCGACACAGAUGAAUAUUGGGAUUGCUACAUAAGACAUACCAACAACAUAAUUUAUCAUCCAACUGGUACUGCCAAAAUGGGGCCAAUAGAAGAUGAAGGAACUGUCGUUGACUCUAGACUUCGAGUUAAAGGUGUGGGAAGACUACGGGUAAUCGAUGCUAGCAUUAUGCCGAAAAUCGUGAGUGCCAACAUACAGGCGACUGUAGCUGUGAUUGGAGAAAAAGGGGCUGAUUUCAUCAAGGAGGACUGGAACAAUUGA
Molecule: messenger RNA, 1862 nt
Organism: Hermetia illucens (black soldier fly)
Lineage: Eukaryota; Metazoa; Arthropoda; Insecta; Diptera; Stratiomyidae
Product: glucose dehydrogenase [FAD, quinone]-like
Exons: 4
Coding region: 30-1862 (610 amino acids)
Molecular function (GO): ecdysone oxidase activity; flavin adenine dinucleotide binding
Source: RefSeq, a predicted model, not a curated record